Molecule: messenger RNA, 1785 nt
Organism: Suncus etruscus (white-toothed pygmy shrew)
Lineage: Eukaryota; Metazoa; Chordata; Mammalia; Eulipotyphla; Soricidae
Gene: SPOUT1
Product: SPOUT domain containing methyltransferase 1
Exons: 12
Coding region: 14-1162 (382 amino acids)
Biological process (GO): miRNA processing; maintenance of centrosome location
Cellular component (GO): mitotic spindle; spindle pole centrosome; kinetochore
Molecular function (GO): miRNA binding
Source: RefSeq, a predicted model, not a curated record
GGCUGGGUCCAAAAUGGCGCUGCGCACGGGGAAGCGUCCGUGCGGCCCGGGUGAACACGGCCAAAGGAUCGAGUGGAGAAAAUGGAAGAAGCAGAAGAAAGAGGAGCAAAAGAAAUGGAAGGACCUCAAGAUGAUAAAGAAACUGGAGCGGCAGCGGGAGCAGGAGGAACAGGCUAAGAGGCAGCAGGAGGAGGAAGAGGCAGCAGCUGCCAACCAGGAAAACCAGGGGCGGCCCUAUACGCUGAGCGUGGCCCUGCCUGGCUCCAUCCUGGACAAUGCCCAGUCUCCAGAGCUCCGUACCUACCUGGCUGGCCAGGUGGCCAGGGCCUGUGCCAUUUAUCGUGUGGAUGAAAUCGUGGUGUUUGAUGAAGAGGGACAGGACAACGCGACUGUGGAGGGUGAAUUCAGGGGUGUCGGUAAGAGGGGGCAGGCAUGCGUGCAGCUGGCCCGGAUCCUGCAGUACCUGGAGUGUCCCCAGUACCUGAGAAAGGCCUUCUUCCCCAAACAUCAGGACCUGCAGUUUGCAGGGCUCCUGAACCCCCUGGACAGCCCUCACCAUGUGCGGCAGGAUGAGGAGUCUGAGUUCCGAGAGGGUGUCGUGGUGGACAGGCCCACCAAGCCCGGCCAAGGCUCCUUUGUCAACUGUGGCCUGAGGAAGGAGGUAAAGAUUGACAAGAACCUGGAGCCUGGACUUCGGGUGACCGUUCGGCUGGACCAGAAGCAGCUCCCAGAGAGCAAGACCUACCGGGGCAAAGUCGUGUCUUCAGAGGACCCCCGCACUAAAGCAGGUCUCUACUGGGGCUACACCGUGCGGCUGGCCUCCUGCCUCAGUGCAGUGUUCGCAGAGGCCCCCUUUGAGGAUGGGUACGACCUGACCAUCGGCACAUCUGAGCGAGGCACCAGUGUGGCCUCUGCAGAGCUGCCCAGCUUUCGGCAUGCGCUGGUGGUGUUUGGGGGACUCCAGGGGCUGGAAGCUGGCGUGGACGCAGAUCCCAACCUGGAAGUGGCCGAACCCAGUGUCCUCUUCGACCUGUACGUCAACACCUGCCCCAGCCAGGGCAGCCGCACCAUCCGCACAGAGGAGGCCAUCCUCAUCUCCCUGGCCACUCUGCAGCCCGGCCUCAUGCAGGCAGGUGCCCAGACCAAGACUGUGGAGCAAUAGUGACACUGGCCUCAGCACCAGCCAUGGAGACAGAUGCCGCAAGAUGGGUCCGAAACAGGCGCUUUUAAUGUCCCAGGGCCCCUGGCCCAGCCCUGUGCUGCCCUCACUUGGAGCCUGCAGUAAUGGCCUUCACGCUACCCGCCCGUGCCAGGAUGUUGGGCACGAAGAGCAGCCCAGAUGCCCGCUCGAUGCUCUCGAUGGGCACCAGGAAGCGCUCCAGCGGGGUAGUCUCGUCCACAGGUGCGUUGGGCAUCACAUAGGAGCGGAGCUCGAUCUGCCCGCCUGCUGCCUCCAGGAUGAGUACCUUGAAGAAGUGUGUGGGCACCGCCACGUGGUUCUUGCCGAUAACCUGGUACUUCACGUAGGACUUCCCAUCGGCCUCCGUCCUAUGGGGAUAUCCUGGGUGUCAGGGCUGUUGGGCCUUCCACCUCCAGGAAGCCUUCCUUCACUGGAUCUCUGGCUACUUAUCAGCUGCCUUCCAUGGCGCUAGAGCCUGUGUUCUGUUUGACUCUGGGAGACAGGACUGCCGGCUGGCCCGACACUUGCCCCUACCCUGGCCCCUGCCACUUGGCACCAGGACUAGCAGAGGGAGAGGGAACAGUAAACAUGGCGAAAACAAAUGA